Molecule: messenger RNA, 7138 nt
Organism: Scaptodrosophila lebanonensis
Lineage: Eukaryota; Metazoa; Arthropoda; Insecta; Diptera; Drosophilidae
Gene: G9a
Exons: 13
Coding region: 491-6205 (1904 amino acids)
Cellular component (GO): nucleus
Molecular function (GO): zinc ion binding; p53 binding; protein-lysine N-methyltransferase activity
Source: RefSeq, a predicted model, not a curated record
UCUCUUUAUGUACAAAAUAAGACGUUGAAAAAUACAUCGAUUAAGUGCGACGACGACAAACGAAAGAAAAUGAAGUGAAGUCAUAAAACAGUUUCCCAUACAGUGCGCGAAUUGAUUUCAAUGUGAUGGUGAUGUUAAAAAAACCAACCCAAACUUUUCAAUAACAGUGGGGCAGCGGAGCGCAUUGAAAAUUUCAACAAUUUCGACAAGAAAAAUCAACAACUAAAACUAGUGUAUAACUGCUAUUAACAGCAGCGCAACAACAACAACGGCAACAGCAGCCUCGAAUCGUCGUGGGUCUGACGGAGACGACGACGGUCAGUAGCAGCAGCAGCACACGAAGACGCAGAAGAAGAAGACAUAAACAGCAGCAACAACAAUAAAUAAGUAAAUAACGGUGAAAAGAACUUAAAUCAAAAUACACAAACCAAACCAAAUCAAAAAUAAAAACAAAACUGUACAGCUUCCAAAGCUGCCACUCAGCAAAAAGAUGAGUGAAAUCGCUGAUCUCUUGACGAGCAUGGCAAGCACCUUCAAUAGCGACUGUGCCACCAGCACAGCGGAAGGUGGCACAUUGCUCAAUAGGGAACUGGCCGAGGAUAAGACGGUUAAAUGGCGUAAUUUGGCCAAUAAUCAGUUUGCAUGCAAGGAUAAGGAGAAGAAACAACAGACCAGCAAUAAUAACAACAACAGUAGCAGUAACAAUGCAAGCAGCAGCAACAUCAACAACAACAACAACAAAUGCGAAGACGAAGCAACUGCAAAAGCUGCUGUUGUGGUUUGUGUGGAGUCAAAGGCGGAGGUGGGGGCGGAGCUGGACACAAAACAAACAACAGUCGAUGCUCAGCCACAAGACACGCAAAAUGACGCAACAGUUACAACAACAACAAACGCAGCAGUCGCUGCAGCAGUGCAGUUAGACAAAGCUAAAGACUUGGAGCAAGACAUUAAUAUAACAAAUAAAACGACAGAGCAAAGCACUACCAGCAAAAGCGGCAAGGAUAAUUUAAAGGAUGAGAUUUUAUCUGCAACUGACAGCAACGUUGCUGCCGUAGAGAAUAAAGCAGAAGACGAAAAAGAUGUCAAGCUAAAGGCAGCCACUGCAGGCACAACUGAGACAGCGGAUGAGUUGUCGCUUCAAGGACAGACGAGCAGCGAAGGUGGCGCGAACGCAACAGCAAGUGCAGAAACUAAAUCAACUGUGCUUGCGAUGCCAGCGCUAGCAACGACGCCGACGCCGACAUCAGCAGAACCAAUAGAGACUUCAGAAGCAACUGCGAAAGCAACAGAAAAGCCGACAGAGACGACAGCGGCCGACGAUGCCAAGCAAACAGCCGAAGCAGAAUCAACAAUAGCAACAGCAACAACAGCAGCAGGAGUCGAUGGGGAUGGCAGCGAUGACAACGCUGCUGCCACAACAAAAACAAGUCAUUCCCUAGUUAAAUUGGAGCAGGAAACGGAAGCAACUUUGCCCAAUGCAGCUGCUGCUGCUGAUGCGGCAGGAGCACCAGCAACAACAACAGUUGCAACAAGCACUGAAGGCAUUAAGACUGAGAAGGAGUUGCCAGAGGAAGAGCAGCAGCACAAGCAGGAAGAGAAAAAGCAAACACAGCAGGAAGAGCAGCAGGUGAGAGUGAAUGAGCAGACGUUGACGCUGACCACAACAGACAACAACAACGUCAAGUCGACUUUAGCAGCAGCAGCAGCAGCAUCAGCCGCCUUAACAGCAGCAAUACCAGAGCUGGCUCCACUUGUUGUCAACUCUGUCGCUGGCGGCGCUGACGCAACAGAUUCCAACGACGACAUCGCCGCAACAGCAGCAAACGCAGCCGCAGCCGAAUGUGCUGAUAAAAAUGAACAAAACACUGCCGCCAAUUCGCGACGUCUGCGCCGCACGCCCAGACCAACGGACACGACGACACCCACACCAACAGCUACAGCAUCGCCCACUCCGACUACUCAGCCGCAACAGGAGACAGAACGUGCCCAAAGUGUAAAUAAAGUAGAAAGUCUGCCGGGGGAAACCAGCGAGGCAGUUGAUGUCAAAAAAGAGCCAGAAAAAGGGUCCGGUACCACAAAUAAUAGCAGUGGUUCCGAUGAUGUGGCUGGUGGUCCAACAGCGACAGCAACAUCGCCACCUCCAGCCCCAAAACGAGGUCGUGGUCGUACCAAGAAAAUCAAAAUGGAUGCUGAUCAGACGAAUGUUGAGUCCAGUUGCUCCGAGGCAGUCCCAACAACCGAAGAGCCGGCAGAGUCAUCAUCACCUCCAGCUGUAGAGCGUAAAGUGGGGCGGAAGCGCAAGCAACCGGAAGAGGACGUCAGCCAGCAAUUGGGCGACGUUGUAGUGAAGACGGAGACUGACGAGGAUGCGGCCACGCCCAAAGAUGAUCCCAAGAAAAUGCGACGCAGUGUGCGUCUGGGAAAUAAAGAUCAUUUCAAACCAGUGGACGGACAUGGUUGGGAAGAGCUUAAGACGGAAAAGGAGCCGCUGGCCACAGUGGCUGGCACUGUCGCAGAUCUUGCUAAUACUGAGCUGACAUCCACAGUAAUACUCCCACGUGGUGGUGCCACGACCGUGCUAGACGAGAAGACGCCACCAAAGAAGCGUGGACGCAAGGCCAAGAUACCAGCAACGGUGACAACGACGGCGGCAACAGCAACGGUGACUAUGACGGUGUCAGCGGCAGCUCUGACCAAGACGGAAGUAGUUCAGGCGAUACCCAGCAAGCACAGUCUGACCCCCACUGGCAACAGUCCACUGUCAAAUGGCAGCAAACGGGUAACAACCAGUGGUGCCGAAGCGGUGCAGCUGCCUAAACGCUCAAAGCGACGCAUAAAGCCCACGCCCAAAAUACUUGCAAACGACGAACUGCGCUGCGAAUUCGAAACAAAGCACAUUGAGCGGAUGACACAUUGGGAGGCUGCAGGCACUCCUGGGAGCAGUGGCAACAUGGGCGAUGGACACUUUGAGACGCCGCCACAACAUCCAUGCGGCGGGAAUUCCAGCUCCUCAACAUCGCGCCAAAAGAGCGAGAGGUCUGAUGGCAGCGGUGUCGAUAGCCAGCAUCCAGCCGGCAGCAAUGCUAUCAAGAAGCGUCUCUUCAAGUCGUCACGUGACAUCAAGAAUUCGGACGCUGCGCUGUGGGCAAAGAGCCAGAUACCACCGUGUCCCGACGUCGAUGAGUUUCUCAGCGAAAUCAAGGCGUCCAAGCUUAAUGCCAAUCGCUCACCGGAGGAGCGCAAACUUAACAAGAAACAACUGCGCAAGCUGGCCAAACAGAAGGAGAAACAUCUAAAGCAUUUGGGACUGCAGCGCAAUAACAGCGGCGAGGCCAGCGACAAUGAUAGCUCCAAUACGGACAACGAGGAGUUUGUGCCCACUAUUCGCGUGCAUGUGGGCAAGCCCAGCGUCACGUUGCGUCUGCGCAAUACCAGCAAGGAGACCUCAUCAACCAUGACAACGGCCACACAACCAAAGACCGCAUUAGCCCCGCCGCAGCCAGCAGCGCCCAAAGUGCCGCGUCGUGUAGGCGCAGGCGUUGGCCGCCCACCCAAAUACGUGGAUGUGGCAGCUUCGGAGCCAUCGGCCACCGUGGACCACUCCCAGCUGCAUUCGUUGAACAGCACAAUUCUGGCAGCUGCUGGUGGCGAAGCCGCCGCCACAUUGCCAAAUGUCAGCAGCAAGAGUGGCGCCACCAAAUUCAUUUGUCUGUGCCAGAAAAGCUCUCAAUACUACGCACGCAAUGCGCCCGAUGCCUCCUAUUGCUGUGCCAUCGACAACAUUGAUGAGCAGAAAAUUGGGUGCUGCAACGAACUCUCCGCCGAGGUCCACAAUCUGUUGCGUCCCAGCCAGCGUGUCGGUUACAUGAUCCUUUGUGACGAGCACAAGAAGCGACUGCAAUCGCACAAUUGCUGCGCCGGUUGCGGCAUCUUCUGCACGCAGGGAAAAUUCGUGCUCUGCAAGCAACAGCAUUUCUUUCAUCCGGAUUGCGCCCAACGCUUUAUACUAAACAGCCCAUAUGAUCCACAGCAAAGCGCCAGCAGCUAUACGAGUCCAAUAUUGGUGCUCAAAUGUCCGCAUUGUGGCGUUGACACUCCGGAACGCACCUCGACAGUAACCAUGAAAUGCCAGACCCUGCCCGUGUUUCUGCCCACGCAAAAGUCAAAAAUUAAACCCGCCAAGCUGACCACUUCAGCGCAUCUCUCACAAUUCUCGGCCAGCAGCGCCAAUGGGAGUAACAAAAGCGGGAGCAAAGGCGCAGGUGGCGGUCGCAGCAAGUCCGGCAACAAGAACAAUGGCACGCGCUCCAAAGCCAGCGCCACCAGUGCCGGACACAACCAAAACAAUACCAUUAAUUUUGAGCAGCUCAUACCCGAGUCUGUGAUGAAUGUCGUGCUGCGCGGUCGAAUGGUCUCCGCCAGCGGACGCGUUACCACGGAAUUCACCUCCGGCGAUAUGUAUUAUGCCGUACAGAAUGAUGAUUUGGAACGUGUGGCCGAAAUUCUAGCUGCUGAUUACAAUGUGUUAACGCGCAUGCGCGAAUUCCAGAACGGUACCUGUCUGCAUCUCGUGGCCCAUUCGGGCACUUUGCAAAUGGCUUAUUUGCUGCUCUGCAAAGGGGCCUCUUCGCAGGACUUCAUCAACAUUGUGGACAACGAUCUGCGGACUGCGACAAUGUGCGCGGUAAUGAACGACAAAUGCGAUAUACUCAAUCUGUUUGUGCAGUGCGGCGCCGACGUAUCUAUAAAGGGUCCUGACGGCAAAACGAGUCUGCACAUUGCCGCUAAAUUGGGGAAUCUGGAAGCCACCAAACUUAUUGUGGAGAGCUAUCGGGCAUCUCGCAACAUAGCUAGCUUUUUAAGCUUCAUCGAUGCUCAGGAUGAGGGCGGCUGGACGGCUAUGGUUUGGGCAGCAGAGCUCGGACACACGGACAUUGUGAGUUUGCUACUCAACCAUGGUGCUGAUCCCAACAUCUGUGACAACGAUAACAACACGGUCCUACAUUGGUCGACGCUCCAUAACGAUGGACUGGAGACAAUAACCGUCCUCCUGCAAGCGGGUGCCGAUUGUAAUGUCCAGAACGUGGAGGGAGAUACACCUCUUCACAUUGCUUGCCGGCAUUCGGUGACGCGGAUGUGCAUCGCUCUUAUCGCCAAUGGUGCCGAUCUGAUGAUCAAGAAUAAGGCCGAACAGCUUCCCUUCGACUGCAUACCGAACGAGGAGUCCGAAUGUGGUCGUACUGUCGGCUUCAAUAUGCAAAUGCGCAGCUUUCGACCGCUUGGGCUGCGAACGCGCGUCGUCUGUGCGGAUGUAUCGAAUGGACGUGAGGUGCGUCCCAUACAGGCGGUACGCAACGAGCUGACCAUGUCGGAGCACGAAGAUGAGGCCGAUACACUCAUGUUACCGGACUUCAAGUACAUAACCAAAUGCAUUAUAUUGCAGAAUUCCGUGCAGAUCGAUAGUCGAGUCUCUCAGAUGCGAAUCUGCUCGUGCCUGGACAGCUGUAGCAGCGAUAUGUGUCAGUGUAAUGGCGCCUCCUCGCAGAAUUGGUAUACGGCCGAGAGUCGUCUGAUUUGUGAGUUCAACUACGAUGAUCCGGCGGUAAUCUUUGAGUGCAACGACGUUUGUGGCUGCAAUAAGCUCUCCUGUAAGAAUCGUGUCGUACAGAAUGGCAUACGCACUCCUCUGCAAAUUGUGGAGUGUGAAGAGUCUGUCAAGGGCUGGGGUGUGCGUGCUUUGGCCAAUGUUCCCAAAGGCACUUAUGUGGCCAACUAUGCGGGCGAAAUUCUCACGGAACAUGAGGCGGAUCGUCGAACCGACGACAGCUACUACUAUGAUUUGGACAAUGGACAUUGUAUUGAUGCCAAUUAUUAUGGCAAUGUUAGCCGUUUCUUCAAUCAUUCAUGCGAGCCAAACAUAUUGCCCGUGCGCGUUUUUUAUGAACACCAGGACUAUCGUUUUCCCAAAAUUGCCUUCUUCGCAUGCCGCGACAUCGACGCCGGCGAGGAGAUUUGCUAUGACUAUGGUGACAAAUUCUGGCGCGCCGAGCAACGUUCUGGCGGCUGUCGCUGCCUGGCACCGUCUUGCAAAUACACAACACAAACGCCAAGCAGCAAUGCCUCCCCAACAGCGUCCCUGGGCAACGAUCCCGAUGUAAUGCCAUCCAUAGGGGCAGCAGAAGGCGUGGUUCAGGCAUUUGCGUAAAAAGUAAAUUAUCUGGUAUGCGGACGCCAGCCCACCAGCAGAACCAUCACCGCAUUUCGUGUGCCAUUCAACAACACGAUCACCACUACACACAUACACACACACACACACACACACACACUAACAACACAACACAUCUUUGUGCAACAAUUUGCGAUCUGCGAUCGACGAUCUCGUUUCUAUUAGCGGCACUAAAGCGAGACGGCAGCAAAAUCGGCAGAAAACUUGGCCAAGCCAAGUCGUUUGUUGUUCCACACAUCACUCGAGAAAGAGAGGGCCAUAUUAAUAGUAUAGAAUAGACGAAAUCAAAAGCAACAACAAACGCUACGAGCUUAUUUGUUUGUUGGCGUUCGACUGCCAAAUGUUUGUUUCAUGAUUAUUUGUUAUUAUUAUUGUUUAUUUUUAUUCCAUUUUAUAAUUUUAAUUCCCAAUAUCACAUUAAUUUAACAUUUUUGUUUAAAUCAAUUUGUUUUCUAAUGCAAUGUGCAAUAUGUACAUCUGUCUGUUUUGUGUAUGUAAGUGUUGUUUGCAGAAACAGCGCCCAUAACAUCAAAUCAAAACUGAUAUAAAUAUGUAUGUAUGGAAUGUGUGUGUGCGUGUGUCAGUGCCAGAGAAAAUAGAGGAUUUUCAUAUAUGUAUGUGGGAAGAGCUACUACCUGAGAAUGUAUCUAGUCAUAAGAGUAAUUUCUAUAUAUGUAUGUAUGUAGCUUAGUACAUAAUGUACAAACUGUUAUACACGUAUUUGUAGUUAAACUUUUUAAAGACAAACAAAACACUUAUGAAACUAUUUACCGAGCUUUUGUUAACUUUUCACCUUGCUUGAAAUCAAUUAAAACGCAUGUAUGCUGAGACCCACACAUACACACACACACGCACACACCAAAAAAAGCACACAGAUGUGAGUUAAACAAUAAAUAUCAAUUGCAGUGUCAA